AUGUAUUUAUUGGUUUAUCCUCACAAACCUUUAGUCAAAACCAAAACACUCGAAUUAUCCAAUUUUGAAAAAUUACCAGCUGGUCAAAAUGCUAUUGUUGCUGUAAUGUCUUUUAGUGGUUAUGACAUUGAGGAUGCAUUAGUUUUAAAUAAAGCUUCUCUUGAUAGAGGAUUUGGCCGUUGUAUGGUUUAUCGUUUUGCUAAAGGAAAUGCUCGAAAAUAUCCAAAUCAAACUUAUGACAAAUUUAUGGGUCCUUCACUAGAUGCUGUAAGCAGAAAACCAAUUUUCAGACAUUCAGUUCUAGAUAAUGAAGGAAUUGUUUUUACUGGUGCAAAAGUUAUGCCAAGACAGGUUCUAAUUAACAAAUAUAUGCCUGUAGUUCAAAGCGACACAAUACCUACGGCAGGCGCUACUGGUUUCAACCAUAAUUUUGAGACUAAAGAUGUAUCAAUCCAAUAUCGUGGAAGUAUGAAUGCAGUUAUUGAAAGAGUUCUUUUGACAUGUAACGAAGAAGAACAAUAUUUAGUUAAAGUAUUGAUUGCCCAAUGCAGAAGACCAGAAUUGGGUGAUAAAUUUAGCAGUCGACACGGUCAAAAGGGAGUCUGUGGACUUAUUUCACCACAACAAGACAUGCCUUUUGAUCAGAAUGGAACUGUCCCAGAUCUAAUUAUGAAUCCUCAUGGUUAUCCAAGUCGUAUGACUGUUGGUAAAUUAAUGGAAUUAUUAAGUGGAAAGAAUGCUUUAAUGGGAGAGCCACGUCAAUGGCGUUUACAUUAUGGAACAGCUUUUGGUGGUGAUGAUGUAAAAUCUGUAAGCCAAAACCUUGCAAAUUUUGGUUAUAAUUUUCUUGGAAAAGAUAUGUUAACAUCUGGAAUUACUGGUCAACAAAUGUCUGCAUAUAUCUAUUUUGGACCAAUUUAUUAUCAAAAAUUAAAGCAUAUGGUGAUAGAUAAAAUGCAUGCUAGAUCGAAAGGACCAAGAGCAGUUCUUACAAGACAACCAACUGAAGGAAGGGCGAGAGAAGGCGGUUUACGACUUGGUGAAAUGGAACGCGAUUGUUUAAUUGCUUAUGGAUCUUCAAUGUUAUUAACUGAAAGAUUAAUGGUUUCUUCAGAUCAAUUUGCGGUCGAAGUUUGUACAGAAUGUGGAUUAAUGGGCUAUGAUGGUUGGUGUCAAUACUGCAAGAAAUCUUCAGCUUCUAUGGCUAAAAUUAAAAUUCCAUAUGCAUGUAAAUUACUAUUUCAAGAGCUUCAAAGUAUGAAUAUUGUGCCUCGUCUUCAAACAGCUAAAUACACGGAUGUAAUACAAACAUAG
Meloidogyne enterolobii is the source of this 1314-nucleotide messenger RNA. Lineage: Eukaryota; Metazoa; Nematoda; Chromadorea; Rhabditida; Meloidogynidae. The record is from the annotation of a GenBank genome assembly.